CAUGAAUAAAAUUCGAAAGCAGGAAAGUGUUAUCUAUUUGAAUCUAAUCACUUUUUUCCAAACACCAGGAGGAAACACAACUCCGCUAAAAUCAGAUUACACAAGUAGUAACUUCCCCUGUUCAAGUCUAUCACGACCAACAGGUUUCAUCAUUUCAAUGAACAAAAACAUUACUUGUUUACAUGCGAUUCAGGAGAUCCAUGUUUUGAAACCCUGUCUGCUGUGUUUCGCGGUAUUUCAACCAGAAAGCAACCAAGCGUGACUGAAGUUCUGUAGUUUUCAUGUGUACACGAAAUACACAGCCAUAGUUUCUAUAACCUGUACCGAUUUUAUCGCGAAGGGGGCGUACAUAAAACAGCACAGAUUGGUCACAAAGAUGUUUACCGGUACCGACGACUUCACUACCCUCCUUGGAGCGGUGACCCUCCUGCUCCUGACCUACCUCUGGUGUUUCCGGCGUGACCCUAAGCUCCCGCCUUCUCCGUGUCGACCCCUGCCCUUCGUGGGUCAUCUCUUGCUGCUGCAGAAGGACCCGAGACCCCAGUUCAAACAAUGGCGGGAACAGUGUGGGGAUUUGUUUAGUGUGUACAUAGGCGGCACCAUGAUCGUUGUGUUGAAUGGCUAUCAGCUCCUCAAGGAGACUCUAGUCCAGCGACCGGAUGAUUUCUCGGACCGGCCAAAGUUGUUUCUGGACGAGGAAACUGGCAUUGGCGGGCUGGGCGUUGUCAUGGCCUCCGGUCAAAAAUGGAAAGAACAAAAAAAAGUCACGCUCCAAAUUCUUAGAAACUUUGGCCUGGGUAAAAAUAUUUUGGCCGAAAAAAUCCAGGAAGAAAUCUCAUUUUUCGCUGAUCUCCUGGCCAGUUUCAACGGACAGCCCGUGGAUAUUAAAGACGUGACGAAUGUCAGCAUGGCGAACAUCGUCUGCUCCAUUAUUUUUGGUCAGAGGUUCGAGUACAGCGACGCCAGACUCCAAAGACUGAUAUCCGGUUACAUGGCGACUUUAAGCGACCAACAAUCCAAUGGCGUUAUCAACUUCAUCCCCAUGCUCAAAUACAUCCCAUUUGACGUCUUCAAGGCGAAAAGAGGCGCGAAAAACCUUCAAACUCUGCUGGGUUUUUUACGAGAGUUCGUCGUUCUGAAGGGGAAGACGGAGUUUAACGAACACAACAUCGGGAAUUUCAUCGCGGCGUACACGGCGGAAAUGAACGAGCUGAAAGGGAAGAACGAGGCGACGAACAUGAGCGAGGACAACCUCACGAAGAUCGUUCUUGAUCUUUUCAUCGGGGGUUCCUUCUCCAUGUCCCAUACGUUGUCGUGGUGCAUCCUCUACGCGAUCAACUUCCCCGAAUAUCAGAAGAAAGCGUACGAAGAAAUACACGACACUGUGGGCUUGGACAGAGUUCCUUGUUUCAAAGACAGGCCCAAACUAGCCUACGUUACCGCUUUUAUCAUGGAGACCCAGCGUUUGAGCAGUACUGUUCCCUUUGCUUUACCCCACACCUGUCCCCGGGAUGUCUACGUUCGAGGCUACAAGAUACCUAAAGGCACCUACAUCUACCCCAACCUCAGCUCUGUACUCCACGACCCGAACAUCUGGGGCCAGGAUGUUUUAACCUUUAACCCCCAGAGAUUUCUAGACGAAGACGGUAAGCUGAGAACACGUGAGGAGUUUGUUCCCUUCUCUAUGGGCCGCCGGAUGUGCCUGGGCGAGGCCCUGGCCAACAUGCAGCUGUUCCUGUACUUGGCCACGCUGUUGCAGAAGUUCCAGUUCCUGCCCGUCGAUGCUGCCAGUCCGCCCUCAAUGGAAGACGUGUUUGGGUUCUCGGCCUCGCCGAUGCCGUAUGAAGUUAGAAUAGUAGAGAGAAGCUAGGGAACAUCAGUGCAAAAUUUUUUACAAAUGCUGGCAAAGCCCCCCCCCCCCCGAACGAAAUGAAAUUUAUAAAAUUUAUGUAGAAAAUAUAUACUUUUAACAGUGUCCGCCCCCCCCCCCCCGGAGAAAAAAGUCUGGAAGAAACACUGAACAAGAGAUGUGUACUUUUAUAAACUAUUGUUGCCGUAUCUUUUUAGUUAGAUGUUAAAUGACUGACUAAAAACUUUUUUCUUAAAUAGUAUAAUCAUAGCUAUUAUUUAUUAUUAUAGUGCUUUUUUUUUAAAAAUAUAUUAAGAGCUGUUGUAUAGAACUUAACUUAAGUGAUGGUAUGUUAAGCAAUGAGUUAACAUUGGUUAAGAAUGAGGGUCGA
Molecule: messenger RNA, 2240 nt
Organism: Physella acuta
Lineage: Eukaryota; Metazoa; Mollusca; Gastropoda; Physidae
Product: cytochrome P450 2D14
Biological process (GO): xenobiotic metabolic process
Cellular component (GO): cytoplasm; intracellular membrane-bounded organelle
Molecular function (GO): iron ion binding; heme binding; steroid hydroxylase activity
Source: RefSeq, a predicted model, not a curated record